AUGAUCGCGGUGUCCAUCCCCGCGGUGGGGCCGGGGGCCGAGCCCGAGCCGAGCCCGGAGAAGACGCACACGGUGUUUACGGUGGAGGUGCUGUGCAAUGGCCGGAAACAUACCAUUGAGAAGCGCUACAGCGAGUUCCAUGCCCUGCAUAAAAGGAUAAAGAAGAUGUGCAAGGUCCCAGAUUUCCCCCCCAAGCGAGUCCCCAACUGGAUGUCAAAGGUGCAGGAGCAGCGGCGGCAGGGCCUGGAGGUUUACAUUCAGGGUGUCCUGUACUACAACAAGGAGCUGCCUAAGGAACUGCUGGACUUCCUGAAGCUCAGGCACUUUCAGCAGGAUGCCAAGGCCAGCAGCCUGGACCACGGCUUCCUGCUCUCCCACCGGCCGGUUAUGAUCUUCCACAGAGACCCAUAUGUGCUUCCCUCCUCUACAGAGCUGCUGCCAGACAUAGUUCUGAGUGGUGUGUUGCGAGGCUUCUACAGACCAGCAAGCUCCUGCUGGGGGAAGGCAGCCCCUAAGUGCUUGGCAGAGCCCCAAGUGCUUAGCCAGCAGGGCUCAUGA
Molecule: messenger RNA, 558 nt
Organism: Emys orbicularis (European pond turtle)
Lineage: Eukaryota; Metazoa; Chordata; Testudines; Emydidae
Gene: SNX22
Product: sorting nexin 22
Exons: 6
Coding region: 1-558 (185 amino acids)
Molecular function (GO): phosphatidylinositol phosphate binding
Source: RefSeq, a predicted model, not a curated record